Messenger RNA from Theobroma umbraticum, 1413 nucleotides. Its product is annotated as UNC-50 family protein. Gene Ontology annotation, cellular component: Golgi membrane. The record is from RefSeq and is a predicted model, not a curated record. NCBI's taxonomy places the organism in Eukaryota, Viridiplantae, Streptophyta, Magnoliopsida, Malvales, Malvaceae.
GAAUUCAUCGAAACCCGGGGAGGUCAUAAUGGAAAACGGAUUUUAUAAGGUUUGGUUCACUGAGCCCGAAAUCGGUCCAUGUUAACGUAUAGACAAUUAGGCAGGGGCAGGUUGGUGACCCGUCAGAGCGAGAACGAGCUACAGAGAGAGAGACAGAGAGAGAGCCGUCGUCGUUUUUACGCUUCCGUCUUCUCAUUUCGAGUGAGAGAGUCAGAGCUGUAAAGAAAAAAGGGUAAAAAAGAGAAGGAUCCCAAUACCAACAGAUCUUUCGAUCAACGAAGCAAAUCGAACAACAAGACGAAUAAGAGAUGUUACCAACGGUCAGCAAAACGCGUCCGUCGUCCUCCACAUCUCGACCUAAUCCCAUGUUCCCUCAGUACCUCCGUCGAAUUGUCAAGUGGCAACAAAUGGAUAUUGAAUACACAUUCUGGCAAAUGCUUCACCUCUGUACCGCACCAAAGGUCGUCUAUCAGCACACAAAGUAUCACAAACAAACCAAGAACCAGUGGGCACGUGACGACCCUGCUUUUGUUGUGAUCUGUAGUCUUCUUUUGGCAGUUGCAGCAGUAGCUUAUUGUGCCGCGUAUGAUCAUAGUGCUGCUCAUGCUGUUUUUGUAGUUAUUUCAGUAUUGCUUUUCCAUUUUUUACUUGCUGGGGUAUUUCUGGCUACUUCUUGUUGGUCCCUAACAAAUGCUUACCUUCGGGAAGAGGCUCCAAACAGUCAUGUGGUUGAACAACGGGUUGAAUGGCUGUAUGCAUUUGAUGUGCACUGCAAUUCUUUCUUCCCAAUGUUUGUAAUGCUUUACGUAAUACAUUAUUUUCUGUCACCUCUUCUGGUAGCCCAUGGUUUUAUACCUGUACUGCUGUCAAAUCUGCUUUUCAUGGUGGCAGCUUCUUACUAUCACUACCUCAACUUUUUAGGUUAUGACGUACUUCCCUUUUUGGAGAGAACAACAUUUUUUCUCUACCCAAUUGGAGUCGUAAUUGUUCUCUCUCCUAUCUUGAUUUUAGGUGGCUUCAAUCCUUCAAGAUAUUUUAUGAACAUAUACUUUAGCCAAAGGUUAUGAAUUGUCUAACCCUUCAGAAUAGCACGAAUUGUAAGAUGAGUGACUAGUUUGGAGAAUGCGAUGGAUGUUAGAGGUCCAAAGGGAGAAAAUGCAGCAAAAAGGAGAAAAGGAGAGAAAGGGUGAAGCGAGCACCUCAACCUGAAGGAGGCUUUGUAGCCUUCUUCAUAUGUUUUUCUUUUCUUACCAUCUGGAGCAGAAGUCAGAACCAAAUGAAGUUAGGUUAGAAAAUGAUUUUUCAGUGAUCAAAGAUGAUUGAUCAAAUGGAGCUAUUGAAAUGUAAUGAUUUUGACCCUCACCGAAUCUCUUUGUUUUCUUUAUUAAUAUAAUAUUUUGUUCUAUCAAAAAA